AUGCCUAACAAAGUUUUCAACGUGGCAGUCUUCUUUGUCGUCUUCAGAGAAUGUCUGGAAGCUGUCGUCAUUAUCUCGGUGCUGCUUUCCUUCUUGAAGCAGUCCAUUGGCGACAAAAACCCGAAGUUGCACAAGAAGCUGAAAACACAAGUCUGGAUCGGCUGUAUCGGCGGGUUUAUCAUAUGUCUCGCUAUUGGUUGUGGUUUCAUUGGCGCCUACUACUCUCUGCAGAAGGAUAUCUUCGGCUCAGCGGAGGAUCUGUGGGAAGGGAUCUUCUGUAUGAUAGCUACUUGCAUGAUUACCAUGAUGGGGAUCCCCAUGCUGAGAAUGAACAAGAUGCAGGGGAAGUGGAGAAUCAAAAUUGCAAAGUCGCUAGUGGAGGUGCCCAAGCGGAAGCGUGAUUUCUUCAGAAUUGGGUUUUUGACAAGACGUUACGCAAUGUUCAUCCUUCCCUUCAUCACAGUGCUGAGAGAAGGGCUGGAGGCAGUCGUCUUCGUUGCCGGUGCCGGUAUUACCACAAAGGGGUCCCACGCUUCCGCGUACCCACUACCAGUGGUGGUCGGAUUGAUCGCGGGGGGGCUCGUUGGGUUCCUGCUGUACUAUGGUGCCUCGCGUUCCUCGCUUCAGAUUUUCUUGGUCAUCUCCACCUCUAUCCUGUACUUGAUCAGUGCGGGGCUGUUCUCAAGAGGUGCUUGGUACUUCGAGAACUACAGGUUCAACAAGGCUAGUGGUGGUGACGCCUCAGAGGGUGGUGACGGUAAUGGUUCGUACAAUAUCAAAAAGGCCGUCUACCACGUCAACUGCUGUAACCCAGAGUUGGACAACGGUUGGGAUAUUUUUAAUGCCCUGCUGGGAUGGCAAAACACCGGGUACCUGUCUUCGAUGCUUUGUUACAACAUCUACUGGCUAGCGUUGAUCAUCGUUCUGGGGUUGAUGAUCUACGAGGAGAGACACAACCACUUGCCCUUCAUGAAGAACGUGCAGAUGAAGCACUUGAAUCCAGGUUACUGGAUCAAAAAUAAGAAGAAGAACGAAAUGACGGAGGAGGAACAGGAAAAGUUGUUCUCGAGAAUGGACGAUCUGAGAUUCGCAGAGGACGGGGUUAUAGAAGAAAGUGGCACCAUUCAAGGCGAUGCGACCGAGUCUUCCGGACCAGACAAGAAGAACGCAGAAGUGUCGGGCAAAGUGGUCGAGUUAGCAACAACGAACACCCAGGAGAAAAGCAACGACUCACAAAACUCUUCCUCCUCUCAGGGACGCACCCAAUACUGGCACUAA
Molecule: messenger RNA, 1278 nt
Organism: Huiozyma naganishii CBS 8797
Lineage: Eukaryota; Fungi; Ascomycota; Saccharomycetes; Saccharomycetales; Saccharomycetaceae
Gene: FTR1
Product: high-affinity iron permease FTR1
Exons: 1
Coding region: 1-1278 (425 amino acids)
Biological process (GO): iron ion transmembrane transport
Cellular component (GO): high-affinity iron permease complex; plasma membrane
Molecular function (GO): ferrous iron transmembrane transporter activity
Source: RefSeq, a predicted model, not a curated record